Molecule: messenger RNA, 1059 nt
Organism: Paecilomyces variotii
Lineage: Eukaryota; Fungi; Ascomycota; Eurotiomycetes; Eurotiales; Thermoascaceae
Product: pre-rRNA-processing protein ipi1
Exons: 3
Coding region: 1-1059 (352 amino acids)
Biological process (GO): rRNA processing
Cellular component (GO): nucleus
Source: RefSeq, a predicted model, not a curated record
AUGGGUUCCAGUCAGAAAAAGAAGAAUGAGAAGAAGAAGGAUUUCCAGAAAACGAAGCUGAAGGUCGGGAAGGCAAGGCCGAAGGCUGAUAAUUUUACAGAUACGAGUUUUAGAUCGAAAGCUAUCGUCCUAAACCAGCAGUCUCUAACCACUUCUGCUCCGUCAUCUUCGUCGCAGUUCUCUCACCAUCUCUCACUACUGUCAUCGAAAUCAGACUCCCAGCGUCGAGAGUCUCUGGCAUAUCUGACCACCUCCGUGUCCUCACGGCCCGUGGACUCUCCUCUCCCGCAACCGGUGAGUGUGAUGCUGCCGACUAUGCUUCCACUUAUUCUGGACGCAAGCAACGGUGUCCGGACGCAGCUUCUUAAAUUUCUCCGCUCGCUGCCUGAAGCCGAAAUUGAGGACCAUGUGGCACAAUUACUGCCUUAUAUCCGCGCGGGUAUGACACAUCUGGCAGCGGAUAUUCGUCUGUCUGCCGUGGAGAUCCUGUCAUGGCUGGUGGAAGUGGCGGGGCCGGAGGUGGUCUCGUCUGCAGGAGGCUGGAUUCGGACGAUUAAUUGCUUCCUCUCACUGCUCGGAUGGCAUACGGAUGAAUCUUCUAAAUGGUCAGCCAAUAGAGGCACGUUCGGCAAGGCUGGCAGUGAAGGGAAACCCAUGGUCAAGGUUCUGCAGGUGUUAGCGGAAUUCUUGCGCGCCGGGUUAUGUCAGCCAGGUGAAGACGAUGUAGACAUGGUGGACUCAACAGCUGAUGGGGAGGAGAAUCUUGCAUUCCCUGUGACUGGCGGCUGGGAAUUCCCGCUGUGCGACACGGCGCAGCAUAUGAUUCCUGCCAAGUCCACUCCGUACGCUUACUUGAACCUGUUCGGACAGCCGCGAGAUGAAGAAGGAGAAAUGUACGAGACCCGCGAAGACCGCUAUCGAGUCUUUUCAGAGAAGUUCAGAAGAGCGAUCGAGCGGGGUGUGGAGAAUGCGCGCAAGGAAGGGGGAGAGGCCGGACGAGCGUCUGCUGCAGUGGCCAAGGUGCUGAAGGAAGCAAAAUCUGCUGCGUCGGAGUCGUGA